This is a messenger RNA of Phymastichus coffea, 6182 nucleotides long. RefSeq names its product importin-5 (gene Karybeta3). Gene Ontology annotation, biological process: protein import into nucleus. The record is from RefSeq and is a predicted model, not a curated record. Gene Ontology annotation, molecular function: nuclear import signal receptor activity; protein binding. Gene Ontology annotation, cellular component: nucleus; cytoplasm. NCBI's taxonomy places the organism in Eukaryota, Metazoa, Arthropoda, Insecta, Hymenoptera, Eulophidae. The transcript has 12 exons. The coding region runs from base 384 to 3677 and encodes 1097 amino acids.
UCGUAGCUCUGACUGUGAAUGCUUUGUCAGAGCACGAAUUCCAAACAUUAUUGUGGUCGUCGAGCUACAAAAUAACAACUGCAACGUCGGAGGACAGGAAUUGACUUUAGACCGGGUAUAUAAGGUAACACCGCUGGAGUCAAGCGAACUCUGGGCCGAUUGGCGCAUACCACGGCACGGCGGUUUAUAGCAGCAGCAGGCAAGAUAGGCGCGCGCGACCGGACAGUGUUGGUAGCGUGCACGUACGUCCGUCAAGUUUUUAGCGAGAUACCGAGGGCUCAAGCAAGACAGGCUAUAUAACAAAACCAGCCAACGACCUAGAGGAGAACAACGUGACAUAUCACACGGCGUGUGUAUUGCUGUAAUAAGUUUCUUCGUUGAUAAUGGCGGCAGAACUGGAGGGAUUCCAACAACUACUCAACACUCUCCUUAGCACGGACAAUGAUGUCCGCUCGCAAGCAGAGGAGGCAUACAAAAAUUUACCUGUGGAGAGCAAAGUUCAAUUGCUCCUCAGAUUUUUAUGUGAUACAUCUGUGACAGAAGAAAUCAGGGGAAUGGCUGCAAUUUUAAUCCGUCGACUUUUUUCUUCUGAAUUCAUGGAGUUUUACCCUAAGAUUCCUCCUGAAGGACAAGUUCAGUUGAAACAGCAACUUUUAAUGGCAAUCCAAAAUGAACAAUCACCUAGAAUCAGACGUAGAGUAUGCGAAGUCAUUGCUGAAGUUGCUAGAAAUUUGAUUGAUGAUGAUGGUAACAAUCAAUGGCCUGAGUUUCUUCAAUUCCUAUUCCAGUGUGCAAAUGGCCCAGUGCCAGCUUUGAAGGAGAGUGCUCUUUGCAUGUUUACGUGUGUUCCAGGUGUUUUUGGCAAUCAGCAAGCUAAUUACUUGGAUUUAAUCAAACAAAUGUUGCAACUUUCAGUGAACGAUACAUCUAAUUACGAAGUUCAAUUUCAAGCUGUACGAGCUGUUGGUGCAUUUAUAAUGCUUCAUGAGAAAGAAUCAAACAUUCAAAAGCAUUUCGCUGAACUUGUACCAGCAGUAGUUCUUGUAACAGCUCAGUCAAUUGAGAAGCAAGAAGAUGAUGCUUUAUUGAAAGUUUUAAUUGAUCUAGCUGAGUCAACGCCAAAAUUUUUGCGUUCACAACUGGAGCCCAUCAUGGAAAUGUGCAUGAAAGUCUUUUCGAAUGAAGAUAUGGAAGACUCUUGGAGACAAUUAGCUCUUGAAGUUAUUGUUACACUGGCUGAAACUGCUCCUGCCAUGGUUAGGAAAGUUGGAGGGAAAUAUAUUGCUGCUUUGGUGCCAUUAGUUUUGAAGAUGAUGACGGACUUAGAAAAUGACGAAGAGUGGAGUUUUUCAGACGAGAUUAUCGAGGAGGACAACGACAGUAAUAAUGUAGUGGCUGAAAGUGCAUUGGACAGAUUGGCUUGCGGUCUUGGCGGUAAAACAAUAUUACCGCAAAUUGUGCAAAAUAUUCCUUCUAUGUUAAGCAGCACUGAUUGGAAGUACAGACAUGCUGCACUUAUGGCUGUGUCUGCUGUUGGUGAAGGAUGCCAUAAACAAAUGGAAGUUAUUUUACCACAAAUCAUGGAAGGAAUCAUGCAAUAUUUACAAGAUCCGCAUCCAAGAGUAAGAUAUGCAGCUUGCAACGCAGUUGGACAAAUGUCAACUGACUUUGCACCUACAUUCGAAAAGAAAUUUCAUGAAGUAGUAAUUCCAGGACUCUUAUUGGUUCUUGAUGAUAAUGCAAAUCCUCGAGUUCAAGCUCAUGCUGGAGCUGCACUCGUCAAUUUUAGCGAAGAUUGCGCCAAAAAUAUCCUCAUGCCGUACCUGGACGCAAUCAUGAGUAAACUCGAAUCGAUUUUAACGGCCAAAUUCCAAGAGCUUGUUGAGAAGGGCACUAAGCUCGUUUUGGAACAAGUUGUCACAACGAUCGCAAGUGUUGCCGACACAUGCGAAGAGCAGUUCGUAAAAUAUUACGAUAGACUAAUGCCAUGUCUCAAGUAUAUCAUUAAGAAUGCCACUCAGCCUCAGCACAAAUUGUUACGUGGUAAGACAAUUGAAUGUGUCAGUCUUAUUGGACUUGCUGUUGGAACUGAAAAGUUUAUUGCGGACGCGAACGAAGUUAUGGACUUAUUACUGAAGACACACACAGAUUUGCCUGAGGAUGACCCACAACUGAGCUACUUGAUUUCCGCUUGGGCUCGUCUCUGCAAGAUUCUUGGAAAGCAAUUCGAGCAAUAUUUGCCCCUGGUUAUGCCCACAGUUUUGCAAACGGCAUCGAUGAAGCCUGAAGUCGCUCUAUUAGAUAAUGAAGAUAUGGAAGACGUAGAAAGUGACGUUGAUUGGCAGUUUGUAUCGCUCGGAGAACAGCAGAACUUUGGUAUCAAGACGGCCGGUCUUGAAGAUAAAGCAUCUGCUUGUGAGAUGCUCGUAUGUUACGCUAGAGAGUUGAAGGAAGGUUUUGCCGAUUACGCCGAGGAUGUCGUACGGCUGAUGGUUCCUAUGCUUAAAUUCUACUUUCACGAUGGAGUAAGAACAGCUGCAGCAGAGAGUUUACCAAAUCUCUUAGAAUGUGCCAAAAUUAAAGGACCACAAUAUUUAGAAGGUAUGUGGGACUACAUCUGUCCAGACCUUCUCAAAGCUGUAGAUACCGAACCAGAAGUUGACGUACUACUGGAACUCUUGUAUUCCCUUGCAAAAUGCAUUGAAACACUAGGCGCUGGUUGUUUAGGACCACAGUCAAUGAACGAACUUUUACGUAUUCUUGACAAGCUUCUAAAUGAACACUUUGAGAAAGCAGUUGCUCGACUAGAAAAACGAAAAGACGAAGAUUACGAUGACGUAGUGGAAGAGCAACUUGCGGAUGAAGACAACGAAGAUUUAUAUACUUUGAGCAAGAUCGCCGAUAUCUUUCAUGCCCUCUUCAUCACUUAUAAGUCCACGUUCUUCCCCUACUUCGAUCAGCUGGUCGGGCAUUUUGGCAAGCUACUAGCGCCUAACAGACCAUGGUCAGAUCACCAGUGGGCUUUGUGCGUAUUCGAUGACGUAAUUGAAUAUGGAGGUCCCGAAUGCGUGAAAUACCAGGAGUUCUUCCUGCGCCCACUGAUCCAAUAUAUCUCCGACAAAUCGGCCGAGGUUAGGCAAGCAGCAGCUUAUGGUUGUGGUGUUCUCGGACAGUUCGGUGGUGAAGCAUUCGCACAAGCUUGCGCUGAGGCCUUGCCCAGGUUGAUGGAAGUCAUCAAUGAUCCAGAAUCGCGAAGUGUGGAGAAUGUCAAUCCUACGGAAAAUGCCAUCUCGGCUGUGACGAAAAUAUUAAAGUAUAACAACAAAGCGAUCAAUGUUGAUGAAAUUCUUCCACAUUGGUUGUCUUGGCUACCGGUUGUAGAGGAUGAAGAUGAGGCACUACACAUAUAUGGAUAUCUAUGUGAUUUAAUUGAAGCUAACCACCCCGUAGUUUUAGGCCCAAAUAACUCAAAUUUACCGAGACUUAUCAGUUUCUUCGCUGAAGCACUAAACAAAGAAGUUGUAUCUUCUGACAAUCCAGUACAUGUCAGGAUUCUCAGCAUUGUUAGGCAGAUUCAGAGUAACGAAACCCUCUUUCAAGCAUGCAUAAAUGUUUUAACAACAGAUCAACAACAAGCACUACACGAAGCUCUCAGUGCGCAACCUCCAAAUCAAUAAAGCCUUUGCUAACAAAUAUAUUGACUUUAACUUCGUAUAAUUAUAAAAUAAAAACAGAACAUGUCUGGGAUAUUUGCCGGAUCUUAAUUUAAUGAAGAAUCACUGAGUAUAAUAGGUAAUUAGAACUUUACCUACUGCGGGAGGCAUUAAUAGGAGAAAUGAGCCUCAUUCAUACAGCCUAACUUUUUAGCAUACAGAAGAGAGCACAGGUGUAAUCGACUGUUUUGCUUGAUACUGUUAUUGUUAAUGAUGAUACUUCUCCAGCGAAAAAGAUAGAGGUUUUUUCUUAGUAAACACUAAAUUUAUUGUAUUAACAUAACACUAUAGAUUCACACUAUCUGUUAUAAAUUAUGUCGAUUUAUAACAAAAAGAUUAUGAAAUAUAGUUUACUUUGAAUAAGUUCGCAAUGACGAAAUGACUAUUUUUGUAACGUAAGUUAUUAAAUAUUUAGCACUAAAAAUAAUCGGUAUUUUUUAAAUAAAAUUAGAACGAUCUAGCAGACUGUGAACAAUCUUCCUAAAAAUGUGUGUCGCUCGGUAUAGCUGGUUAAACCACGCUCAAAGGGAAAAUUAUGUUUAACUUAUUGUCUUAAUUUUUAUUAUCGCUUUUUAUUUUUGUACGCGGGUAACAUUACGUGUUUUUUUUUUGUUUUUGUUUUUGUUUUUUUUAAUUUUUUUUUAAUUUUUUUAUUUUUUAACGAAAUUUCAACUUUGUGACGUUUUUCGUCAAUGCGAGCUUAUUACUUUUCCGGAAAUGAAAAAACAAACUCGCACACGAUUAGUUCAAUUGUAAUUAUUUCAUAAACAUGCUGAGUUGCGAGAAUCUGAAAUAGACUGGAAACCAUCAACUUAUUCUCAUCGCUGUGCGACGGCAUUACUUGGACGUUUAGAUACAUUAUUAUUAUUAUUACAUUUAGGUACCGUGAAUGUUAUUUAACGAUAAUAAUGGUAGAUUGCAGUGUCAUAAAAGUUUGCAGUGAAACUGUCGCGUUGAGAGUGCCUCCAGAGCGAUCUUUACGCAAAUUAAAAAAAAAAAGAGAUUAUCAAAAAAAAACUUACAAUGUCUCGAUAUUAUCCGAAGAUUUGUCACAGCGAAAAAAAUGUUUACCCGUUCUUUAUUUCUAUAAAUUUUUUUGUACCAUACUUUUAGUGCUGCGCACUGAUACUCUUGACAAUUUUACACAGUUAAAUCAAAUAAACUACAUAAAAAAAUGUCUUUGAUUAAAUAACUUUAUACAAAAAUUUUUUUUCGCUGAAUACGUUAUAGAUACGUCACUUACAUAUUUUAUUUAUUUAUGCAUCCUUAUUUUCAUUGAGUAUAUCGAAUGUACGUUGACCAUGAUAAAAUUUAACGACAAAAGUUACAAAAUGAAUUGGAUUGAUAAUAGUUAAGAAGUGAUUUUCAACGAUAUUUUUAUCUGCUUUUUCUCAAUUAUUUUCUUAAAGCAUAUUGAAAAAAAUUAACAAACUAGGGUAAGAAAAGUAUGAAUAGUUUUGAGCAAUAGCGUCUCUGUAAAUAAAUAUUUCAGAAAAAAGAUUUAACGAAUUUUUAAUAGAAAUAUGAAAGUUUAAGUAUUUAAAAAAACGAGAGGUUUUAAAAAAAUUGCAUAGUUGUGUAGUCGCGGAUGUCCGAUUACUUUGUAAAUUAUGUCAAUCGAUCGAUUAUAAAAAUAGGUGCUGAUGUAAUGUAGUUGGAUAUUACAUGCAUUCGUAUUUAUUAAUCACAAACGAUCAAACGAUUCCUAAUUUUUUUAUAGUGAAAGAUAUAUAUUCUUGUGAUUAAUAAAGACGCAAUAUUUAAAUUAUUCAUUAAAAUAAAUCUAAAGCUUUGUAAAAAUAUGUAUCUUUCUUUUUUUAUUGUCAAAGCCUACAUAGUUCCGAAUUAUACCUUGAUUUUAACAAUUUUACUUUUUAUAACGAGCAAAUUUAAUUCUAUGGGCAAUCAAAGAAAUAUUUUACAAUUCUUCAUUUGUUACAGAGACAACAUAUGUAUUAUCUAGCCGAAAACUGCAAAUUUUUAAAAAUGUAACAGAAUAUGAAUAUGAAAUUAAUAUCUUACUAAAAUGUUGCGAAACAUCUUCUCCAUUACAGUGGUAUUCAUUAAUUUGGUGGAGCAGAUAAAAGUUUACUUCCUGCUAACUUCAUGCCAAUUUCCGAGGUCGGUAGCGACGACUUAAUACAUAAUAACAUACGAGCUGGACGCGGCGUUUCCAAAUGCACUACCCAAACGACCGAAACAUGCUAUUUUUUCUCACGUUUCGCACUAAUUUGUAUUCGCACCGUCAACUCAGACUGAGGUAGAAAACAGCUAUGUAUCAGGAACGAGAAACAAUAAGAAAGUCCAACAAUAACAGAUUUUUUAUUAAUAUUCACCAAAAAUUAUAAUAAUCUUACUUUUCUAUCAAGAAUGUUAAAAAUAAUGUUUAUUAUUAUUGUUGAAUAAUAGCCAUUUAUUCUAAUUGUAACUGAUAUCAUUUUAUGCCACCUUAGAAUCUGAUAGAUGAAU